Molecule: messenger RNA, 2428 nt
Organism: Haliotis rufescens (red abalone)
Lineage: Eukaryota; Metazoa; Mollusca; Gastropoda; Lepetellida; Haliotidae
Product: RING finger protein nhl-1-like
Exons: 2
Coding region: 484-2010 (508 amino acids)
Biological process (GO): protein polyubiquitination; negative regulation of translation; proteasome-mediated ubiquitin-dependent protein catabolic process
Molecular function (GO): ubiquitin protein ligase activity; translation repressor activity; protein binding
Source: RefSeq, a predicted model, not a curated record
CUUGUAUAUACAGUACUUUUACUUUUACGCGGAGAAUGCGUGAGUCAUAAGCUGGUUUUUGCUUUUCUUUCAGUCAUGCAUGGUGGCGAGGAAGGUAAGGACAAUAUGAUGCCGAUCUUAAACGUUAACCAACGAGCUCCGGUUCUGACAACCAAGGAUCAAUAACCUACAGAUCCUGGCGAAAAAGGGGACGCAACUCCGCACAAACGACGUACACGACUAGCCACCAGUGUCCUGACAUGCCUCUGAGGCGGACGCUAACUCCAGUCAUGUUCAGCAUUGUUCCUCUUCACGAUGGAGACAACACCAUGAUUGUCACAUGAUCCAAAGCUGUGCUUCUCGCAGCACGCCAAUCCCCGCGCUUAUCUCUGUGACCUUCAGUGCACUCACCCGUACCCUACUAUUUGACUGGGUACUGAAAGUAAAAGUAGGCCGCGGAACCUGAUGAUACAGGGUGCAGCUGAAACAUCUCCAUAACGCCAGAUGCCAUAUCAACUUUCGUUGAUUGAGGUGUCUAACUGCUAUCACAACCACGUAGACAUUAGUGACGAGCUUCCAUCAACUGGCAACAUGGAGUUUCUUCGGAGAGCUGUCUCUACCAAACAACGUCGAUUAUCCCAUCUAGAGGAAAGUGGAGGUUCAUCUAAAGAUUCAUUAUCAACAGUGGACGAUAAUACAUCAAAGAAUGGAAUAUUUCAUAUUCCGCUAACGUGCAAUAUUGAGAUGACGUCGCUCUCAUCCCUAAAUUCUUUGUCGUCAGUGACGUCAUCCAACUACUCCUCCAGAGAAAACAGCCCCAAAUCUCACCCAAAGAGAGUUUCCUUCUCAAAUGACAUUGUGUUCGAUGAACCCGACACGCCCCUUUCUUCUGCUGACGACAAGAUGUCGACGGAAACCCAGUCGCCAAGGGAGGGGCGGUUGUCGACGAAAAGAAGAUCACUGAAGGAGGGAAGCUUUUCGACAGAGAGACGGCCAAGGACAAUGGGAAGCUUGUCGACGGAGAGAAGGGCAUCGACCAGAAGUAGCUUGCCCACAGACAGCUUAGAGAAACAGUUGGUUAAGGAGAGACGCAUUUCAACCGAGAAUUUUCAAUCGGAUGAUGAUUCAGACUCGGACUCGGAAUCGGAGAGUCAUUUUCCCGAGAAGUUCCGCGCAGUAUUGUUUAAUAAAUUCGGAGCAAAGCGGAAUACAGCGCCUGGGAUCAAGGACGCCAAAUCAGUCGCCCACGUUUACAAAGGAGAAGUGUUAGUGACCGAUCUCCUGGACAGCAAAGUCGUUCUUUAUGAAAGAAGUGGUAAAGCAAAGCGCACUUUCAUGACCAAAGAGAGCUCAGAGCCUUGGGGUGCGACGAUGACACCCGACGGACACGUCGCAGUGACGUUGCGACGUCAGCACUGUGUAGCGUUGUGGACAAAUGACGGCACCUCGAUGGAAGUCUUCGGCAGCGGUUUGCUGCGAUGCCCUGCUGGUCUGGCAGUUGAUAAAACAGGGAGGGUAUUUGUAGCAGAUGAACAGCUGAGCGAUGUAUUUGUAUUCGAUCAGACGGGGACCGUCUUAUUCAAACUGUCAGAUUUUCACGAACCUGCCUUCAAACAGCCUCGAUAUGUUUGCUGCUCUCAUUCUGGUCGUAUCGUCGUAGCCGACUCGGGCAAUCACUGUGUCAAAGUGUUUGCUUGUAAUGGCAACUUCAUGUUCAAGUUUGGAUCCUAUGGGAAAGCGAACGGCCAGUUUAGGUUUCCGUACGGUGUGUGUGUUGACCAACACGACAACAUCAUCGUCGCCGACCACCACAACGACAGAGUGGUCAUGUUUUCUGCAACGGGACAGUAUAUGCAAGACCUUGUCACACCUACAGCUGGGCUGAGAAGUCCGUGUGGCGUUUCCGUCAGAUGUGCGCAUAACCGGAAGUUGUAUAUUACGCAUGGAGAACUUCGAGCUUCGGAAGUGAUCGUAUUUAAGCUGAUAUCUAUGGACUCCGAGCUCAGCAUAAACGUCAAACAUUUUGUGUAGUCAGGAUCAGAUUCUGUAGAGAGACACAAGCGCAACGACUGUGAAGCACAAAACGUUAUACCAGUUUAGUGAGGUUGGCGAGAGAAUGCGGGAGAGAGGGCGUGCUGAGCUCAAAAUAUCCACACAGGACCAUUUUCUGCAUUUAUGGAGAGAUAAAAGCACAACGACUACGACGCACAAAACGUUAUACAACUUUAGUGAGUGAGUAGAGUUUUAUGCCGUGUUCAGCAAUAUUUAAGCCAUACCACGGCGGGGGUACACCACAAUUGGGCUUCACACAAUGGAACGAUAUUGAUAAUCGAACCCGGGACUUCAGCGUGGCGAGCCAAAGCAAUAACCACUACCCCACCGCUCCUUUACAAGUUAAAGUAUUGUGUAAAGAAGUAUUGAAUAAAAGACAACAUAUUAAUAAACCUUA